Messenger RNA from Epinephelus moara (kelp grouper), 4795 nucleotides. It is a transcript of the gene josd1, whose product is annotated as Josephin domain containing 1. Bases 713 to 1513 code for a protein of 266 amino acids. NCBI's taxonomy places the organism in Eukaryota, Metazoa, Chordata, Actinopteri, Perciformes, Serranidae. The transcript is spliced from 5 exons. Gene Ontology annotation, molecular function: cysteine-type deubiquitinase activity. The record is from RefSeq and is a predicted model, not a curated record. Gene Ontology annotation, biological process: protein deubiquitination.
GGGAGACAGCGAGCGAGAGAGGGAGAGCCAAAGCAGGGAAAAAUUGGCAAAGACAAAGGACUGAGGAGCCUUUGGAGACACAGGGGACACCAGAUUCAGUUUUUACACCGGUUUAUGAUACUCCAGCUGGGACAGCAGCGCCAGGAAGCGGCCAGGCACUCAGUGUAUCUGUUCCAGUAGAAGUGAGGCUUCACGGUCAGCAGCCUGGUGAUGGAAAGAACUGCAAAGCUAUAGGCUUGGUGACUGGAUGGAAAGAGCUGUCAACGCACAUAGAAGAUGGAGGAAGUGGAAACACACAGAAAUCAGCGGCUGUUCGACUGACGACACCGCUGCCGUGUUGCUGGAGGAGUAAUCUUUCAUUCGGACGCAUCUGGAGUAUCUUUGUUUGCUGGCGAUCCCAACUUGAGUUCCAGUUUCCCCCCUCCCUCCCUCCUGUUGACCUUUCUUCACAUCUAUCGUUUAGGGAGAGCAGGUGUUAAACAGCCACAGCCACAGGUCUUCAUUUACCUUGCAACCCCCACCUGCCCCUUGACCAUACACAGAGACACACACAAGCUCCUCUCUUCCAAGCGGCUGAGAGGUUGCUAUGGCAAUGGUUGUCAUGAUGCUGAUGUAGCAUCCUGAAAGUAGUAGCUGUGGAGGUAGUGGCGGAGCUGGAGGAGGUGGCGGCGGCAGCGGUGGGAGUGGUGGUGGUGGUGGUGAACGGUCAGGGAUGGGAAGCGCUCCGUAUCCAGCCGGCGAGUGGAAGGGGAAGGGGCGAGGCGGCCUGCAAGAGCUGGGCUGCAUGCGCUGGAAGGUCGGCAAGCAGAAAGGAGGAGGCGGAGGAGGGGAUGUGGUGGUCGGAGCGGAGGAGAGGAGGUGCAGGGAUCCCACGGACUCUCAGCAGCAGCAGCAGCAGCAGCAGCAACAGGAUCUCUCAUCCUCCUCUUCCUCCCUAACCCCUCCACUGCCUCCUCAACCAUCUCCGACACCUCCGGCCAUUUAUCAUGAGAAGCAGCGGAGGGAGCUGUGCGCCCUGCACGCGCUCAACAACGUCUUCCAGGAUGGGACGGCCUUCAGUAGAGACACCCUGCAGGAGAUAUACCAGAGGCUUUCUCCCAGCACUCUGGUGACACCUCACAAGAAGAGCAUGCUGGGAAAUGGGAACUAUGAUGUAAAUGUCAUUAUGGCAGCCCUGCAGACCCGAGGGUUUGAGGCAGUUUGGUGGGAUAAAAGAAGGGAUGUAGGCAGCAUCGAGCUGUCCAACGUGACAGGCUUUAUUCUGAACGUGCCAUCCAACCUGCGCUGGGGGCCUCUCCGUCUGCCGCUCAAACGCCAGCACUGGAUCGGCGUCAGAGAGGUAGGGGGAGUGUACUACAACUUGGACUCUAAGCUGCGCAGCCCCCAACCCAUCGGCAACUCGGAUGAGCUCAGGAAGUUUCUCCGCCAGCAGCUGCGAGGGAAGAACUGUGAACUCUUAUUGGUCGUCUCAGAGGAAGUGGAGGCACAUCAAACAUGGCGGUCUGAUGGCUAACGGUUUAACACCUCCUAAGCUAAGGGAUCACAACUCCAGCUGGGCCAACGGGCCAAUCACAGGACAAACGGGAGAGGAAGUAAAGUCGUGCACAGCCAAUCACAUGGAUGCACACUUGCAGAUGUAAUUUUCCCCCCUUUAUUGGGUUUUGUUUACACAGCCAUUGCUGGACUCUUAAUCUGAGAGGAUGCAGAGCAAUGAAGGAAGCAAACACUUUACAGGGAGAAUCAAAGAAUCACAGUCCUUUACUCACGACACACUUAAGACUUAUAAAACGUUAUUAUUCUGUUUCUGCUAUUCUCGUGUUUUUAUAUAUAUUGACUAUUUUUCAAUGUCGGUUUUGAUCCGUUGAUUUUUUUUUUCUUUUUACCGUUGAAGUUUCCAAAGUCAUGGGAUUUCAGGCUUUAUGAAAAAUGCUGUGUUGAUCUGCUGUCUCCCACAGUGAUCCUCCCUGCUUCUGUCAUGAUGUUCACUGAUGUGUCUUUGUGUUCCUGUCUCUCCCUUCACGUCGUGAAUGUCCCCCUCCCGUCCGUCCGUAUCCUCGGUCCUUCACUUUCACCAAAGCGUGCCCUUUUCUUGCCUCUGUGUGACUCCAUCUCACUUCUCCUCUCGGCCCCUUUUCCAUAUAUCACAGGUCAAUUAUCACGUUGCCAACUUUGUAUUUCAUCCACUUCCCAAACGCCUCUGGCACAGUCUGAGCCUACACUGUACCGAGGCUGUGCCGACACAACAGUUUUAUACGCAACAAAGCAAUGCAACACCCAGGCCAAGCACUCCCUCUAGUGGAUGUUUGCCUCAGUUUCCUACCAAGGAAGUAACAGCACCAUUCAUCCAGUUUUUUAUGAUUAUUCAUGUUUAAAUCGUUGCUUUAUAGUGAUGAGGAGUGCUUGUCAACGAGGAAAAAAUGCAAUACUAACAGUUAUCAUCUUUUAGUAGUAUUAUACUGUAGAAUUAUCCAGUUAAGGUGGUAAGAAAACCAGUUGUCCAAAUUAUUGAUAAAAUCAGACUCAACAAAAGUACAGGAAUUGGCCACACUCUGUGUAACCUGCACAUUAUCAGCAUGACAGUUCAUUUUUGGCUUUGAAAAAAACACUCACCACAACAACCCCAACUCAAGGUCUUCGUACAAGUCUGUUCUGGAGCUUUCGACUGCACCACAUGGUCCUCAUCAGCAGAUUGAAUUGACUCAGUUGCCCAUGAAAUGUCGAUAUUAAAACUUUCUUGUAGUGCUAAAAUGGUUAUUGAUUAACGAAGUAGUUGAGCGACGGAAAAUUGCUGACAGUUUUGGUUAUCUAUUAAUCGUUUAAAGGUAGAGUAGGUGAUUCUGGAGAAAGAAAGUUGAUUGCUGAGUCUGAGUUUCAGGUUGUCAAUUAGCGAUGCUUUGGGUUGGUAUUCGGAUCAAACUACCAACCCAAAGAGUCACCGUUUGACGACCUACGAAUGAGACUCAACAAUCAACUUUCUUUCUCCAGAAUCGCCUACUCUGCCUUUAAGCAAUUGUCAGUUAUUGUUUGUAAAUAUGCUCAAGUGAAAGUAAAAGCCAACCUCCCAUUCACUAUUGUUUAGCAUUUAGUCUUGCUAUAUUUUCGGGGUUUAUUUUUUGGUGCUGUGUCUGUAGGGUGGCUACUCAUUACGGUCUGGCAGCUGGUCACUACCUUUUUAUAACGCCCCAACCUCACCUGAGCGCUGUGAGCAUCCACACCCAUACACAUCUCAGACACAGACAAUAAGAAGGAAGUAAUAAUAUCAUUGUACACACUUCUGGUGGGUCAUAAGUGAUGAUUUAUGAGCAAUUUAAAUAUGAAAAACCUUGGUUCUGAGGAGUUGUGAUGUACAUUUAUCACAAUUUUCUGACAUUUUAUCGACCGAAUGAUUACUUGGAAACUGAAUUGGCAGAUUAAUCGCUUAUUAAAUAAGCGUUUAUUGCAGCCCUGCUUUCUAGUAAAUGGUUCUGUGGCAACUGAGUGCAUUUUAUCUGCUGAUGAGGACUGUAUAAUAAGGUCAAAAGCUCCAGAACAAGCAAGUAAGAGAUCUGUGUUUAGAUUGACCUCAAUACACCAAAUAAUUAUUAAUGUAAGUAAUUGUUACAAACCAUUACAUCAGUAUAAAGAAAUAUUGUUUGUCCAUAUCUCCCACUCUUGCUUAGUUAGAGCCAUAAUAAUCUCUUGCACAUGGUAAAAUGACACCACACAGGCAGAUGACAAACUAAGGAUACACCACAAGGGAAGAUACUUAUUCGUUUUUUAAUGUUAUUUUCCUUUCACGAUCCAAAGGAUCACCACCACAGCAGCCCUCUGUAGCACAGGAGCUUAGCUGAUGCAGGCCUCCUCCUCCUCCUUCUCUUCUUAAAUAUCUUUAGUCAAACCUGCCAAACACAGCUCUGAGAGGACAUCACAGAUUGUCCCAUCAGGUCAUAUAUAGCCAGGAGGGGGUCUCUAAUGUGCGAGGGUUCAGUCUGAGGAAGGAUUUGGUGGAUGCUUGCGCAAAAGGAAGUUGUCAGUUUGAGAAAAUGGAGGGAGGGGAGAUGAGAACAGCGUGCCUGGGUUAGAGAGUGAUGUAGAAGAUGUGGAAAAAAAAGUGAAAGUUGACGGGCUGGUUAGUGAGCACAUGUCCAGCCAGACAUGUGCUGCCGUUGAUUAUUGUGAAACAAGCCUUAUGAGAGAUUCCACUGUUUGUAGCUUUCAAAUCUACGAGCUUAAGAGAAACUGUUAAUACUAUACAUAUUGUCUCUUAACGACAAUAUCAGCCUUAACUUGUUUACAUGAAAAGAAUAUUUGUUGCUCUGAAAGAUUAAGAGGGGCUGUGCAGUUUGAUGCCAUUUCAGGAGAUUUAUUCCAAAGCACCAAUUUAUCGUAAAUAUCGAGGAGAGACAGCUGAAGCUCGUUAAAUAUAAUGUUUUCACUUUUUUGCAGCCAAGGGCUUUAUGUUAUUUACAAGUGUUUGAGAUAGUAUGGUUUUAUAAAGACGCGAUCACAUGUUUUUUCAACGGCAUGUCUUAUUUUUAGAAUGACACUCUUUGAUUCCAGCCCAGUCUGUGGACCUUUAAUGUCGUAAUAUAUCUAAGUGAAGCUGCAUUGAAACAUCAGAGAGGUUGUCACUAAUUUGCUGAGACUUUUGGACCCAAUCACAUCAUUACUAGUGUUUCACAGUUGCAUCAACAUGUGCUUUUUUUGCCAUGACAAUCCAUUCAGCCCCUCCUACUAAAGGAAUCCUGAUUGUCACUGUAUUUUUAUUUUUAUUUUGCAUAGAAAUAAAAUGCUUAUAAUGGCACUUUAUGUAUAA